This is a messenger RNA of Penicillium digitatum Pd1, 1071 nucleotides long. The record is from RefSeq and is a predicted model, not a curated record. Lineage: Eukaryota; Fungi; Ascomycota; Eurotiomycetes; Eurotiales; Aspergillaceae.
AUGUUGGACCAACUGGUGCCGGGAAUCAUUUUUGCCAGCCUCAGCAGCAUUGGCAUCUGGCAUUCUAUCCCGUUGACUGGAGUCACCCCUUCCAACUCUUUCUUUUGGCGCAGUCUUAGCUCCCUGGAAAUAGCGUAUUCUAUUCACGGCUUGCGCCAAGUUCACCCCUUUGUUUUCCCCUAUGACGACACAAUCUCAGAAUACGACCUCCUUCUGCAACUUUCACUCGACGCUCAACACUACGAGAAUGCCAGGCUGGCCCUGGAAGACUCGGCUGAUGCAUUGUCGCUACACUAUAACACCCCAGGAGGCAUAACGUCAAUGUUAGUCCCGGGAGUCCUGGGUGCCACCCCGAUGCCAGCCUCGUUCUAUUUGAACAACGGCAGUUAUGAAGAACAGCAGCAGCUCAGCUCAGCCCAGAGUAAUACGCUGAAUUUCACUGUCAUGACUACUCUCAUUUUGGCGAUUCUCACAAUGCAGACAAUCGGCUUUUGGAUGACGAAUAGCAUCAAGCAGCACGUUGAAGAUCUACAUCUACAAUACGAUCACAUUGUCCGAACGAGCGACAUGCAAGCACAAUUCAGCAUCUUGAUGAUUGAAAUCCAAAAGUUUCGAAGAGAAAAUGAACAAGUACGGCCUGUUUUCGUUUACCUGGCCGAGGCCAUCACAAACUCCUCGGCUGACCUCCAACAUUGUUUGUUGCAUGUUGUUGGUAUGAUGGAAAACAAAUACACGUCUGGGAUGAUUGACAUCGAAUCCAAAUUGGACGAGGUCAGUAGUCAACACAAAAAUCUAAUGAGAAAUACUGAAAGUUUUCCUCAGAUUCCAAGACAGUUGGCCUGGCUUAACAUACUGAUGGCGAAGAACAUCUCCAACAGCCUACCUGAAGGAUUGGAUCAGCCCAAUUUGGAUUUCAGCAAGAGCCUUACCCCCGAGCAGAUGAAUAGAGCCUCCAACUACAACACCGCAGAGCAGCCCAACGGAAUUCCCAACUUCGAGGGAGGUCUGGGUCUUAAGAAUGAAAAGGGAGGCUCAUUUAAACCCAAUAGUCAGGAGUUGGGCUUGACUUAG